AUGUUCCGGAGUCUCUUGCCGCGGGCUGCACCGCGGGCUGCCCUCCGCACUGCUCGCCCUCAGCCUGUCCCUUCUAACUUCGUCACUGCUCCUACCCUCUCCAUCUUCUCGAAACGUGGCUACGCCUCCGAGUCUGGUGAACAUGACCUUGUUAUCAUCGGUGGUGGUGUCGCUGGAUACGUUGCUGCCAUCAAGGCCGGUCAGGAAGGCUUGAAGACUGUCUGUAUCGAGAAGCGUGGUCGUCUUGGAGGCACCUGCUUGAACGUCGGCUGUAUCCCCUCGAAAUCUCUCUUGAACAACUCCCACCUUUACCACCAGAUUCUCCACGAUACGAAAAAGCGCGGUAUUGAGGUCGGUGAUGUCAAGCUGAACCUCGAGCAGAUGAUGAAGGCCAAGGAUACCUCCGUCGAGGGUCUGACGAAGGGUAUUGAGUUCUUGCUCAAGAAGAACGGUGUCGACUACGUCAAGGGUACUGGUGCUCUUGUUGAUCCUAACACUGUCAAGGUGAACCUGCUUGAGGGUGGUGAACAGACUCUUCGCGGAAAGAACAUCCUCAUCGCCACCGGUAGCGAGGCCACUCCUUUCCCCGGCCUCAACAUCGACGAGAAGCGCAUCAUUACUAGCACCGGUGCUCUUUCGCUGCAGGAAGUUCCCAAGAAGAUGGUUGUCAUUGGUGGUGGUAUCAUCGGUUUGGAGAUGGCUUCCGUUUGGUCGCGUCUCGGUGCCGAAGUUACCGUUGUUGAGUUCCUGAACCAGAUCGGUGGACCUGGUAUGGAUGCAGAGAUUGCCAAGCAGGCUCAAAAGAUCCUGUCGAAGCAGGGCAUCAAGUUCAAGACCGGCACCAAGGUCAUGAAUGGUGAUGACAGUGGCGCUACUGUUUCGAUUAACGUCGAGUCUGCCAAGGGCGGCAAGGAGGAGACCCUGGACGCUGACGUUGUCCUGGUUGCCAUCGGUCGCAGACCUUACACCGAGGGUCUUGGCUUGGAGAACGUUGGUAUUGAGAAGGACGAGCGGGGUCGUCUGGUCAUCGACCAGGAGUACCGCACUAAGGUUCCUCACAUCCGUGUUGUUGGUGACUGCACUUUCGGCCCCAUGCUUGCCCACAAGGCUGAGGAGGAGGCUGUUGCCGCUGUUGAGUACAUCACCAAGGGAUACGGUCACGUCAACUACGGCGUCAUCCCCAGUGUCAUGUACACUCACCCCGAAGUUGCCUGGGUUGGCCAGAACGAGGCGGAAGUCAAGGCCGCUGGCAUCAAAUACCGCGUCGGUACUUUCCCCUUCAGCGCCAACUCCCGUGCCAAGACCAACCUCGACACCGAGGGUCAGGUCAAGUUCAUCGCUGACGCUGAGACUGACCGUGUGCUCGGUGUUCACAUCAUUGGCCCCAACGCUGGUGAGAUGGUUGGUGAGGCUACCCUGGCUGUUGAGUACGGUGCUUCUUGCGAGGACAUCGCCCGGACGUGUCACGCUCAUCCUACCCUUUCCGAAGCUUUCAAGGAGGCUGCCAUGCUACCUACUCCAAGGCCAUCCACUUCUAAGUUCAUGUUACCAAUUCGCCAUCUGUAUCUUUCUAGACUAGCUACGCUAGCAACCCUGUAG
Aspergillus bombycis is the source of this 1599-nucleotide messenger RNA. RefSeq names its product dihydrolipoyl dehydrogenase. Gene Ontology annotation, molecular function: flavin adenine dinucleotide binding; dihydrolipoyl dehydrogenase (NADH) activity. The transcript is spliced from 4 exons. Gene Ontology annotation, cellular component: mitochondrion; oxoglutarate dehydrogenase complex. Bases 1 to 1599 code for a protein of 532 amino acids. NCBI's taxonomy places the organism in Eukaryota, Fungi, Ascomycota, Eurotiomycetes, Eurotiales, Aspergillaceae. The record is from RefSeq and is a predicted model, not a curated record.